Messenger RNA from Glycine soja, 522 nucleotides. RefSeq lists its product as uncharacterized. NCBI's taxonomy places the organism in Eukaryota, Viridiplantae, Streptophyta, Magnoliopsida, Fabales, Fabaceae. The transcript is spliced from 2 exons. The coding region runs from base 94 to 303 and encodes 69 amino acids. The record is from RefSeq and is a predicted model, not a curated record.
UUUUCAAACUCUCACACUUUUUGGACUAUUUAUCGUUUCUACGUCUGUGUGAGAAAGAUUGUUGUAUUAUUAGAAGUGUGAGAGAUAACAGCGAUGGCGAGGCGAGGCGAGACUCGGAACGAGUCGUUAUUGACUCGGGCGGUUGCGGCGGUCUUCGCCUUCGUGAGACACGCCGAGUUUGAGAUCCUCUUCUUUCUUUUCUUUUUCAUCGCUUAUCUUCUAUUCAAAGACAUCACAUCAAGGCCUGACUAUAAUCAAAUGUUCGUAAAGAAGCCCGGUGGACCAGAAUUUUGGCCUUUUUAGAAGAGUUGGUGAUUGGUCAGGUUGGAUGUCUUUGUCCAUAGGGGUAUUCUUAGCGCACCAUGCAAUGAUUUGAGGAUUUCCUUUUGGAUUUGUAUCUAAAUGUGUAACUUUAUAGCCAAAACAUGAGAAACUAUAAAAUUUGUACAAUGUUCCGUUCCAAUUAGUUAUAGCAAAAUCAAGUAUAAAAGGCUUACAGCAUUUGUUUUUGUCUUGUUCCAA